Gilbertella persicaria is the source of this 615-nucleotide messenger RNA. Its product is annotated as NADH-ubiquinone oxidoreductase complex I, 21 kDa subunit-domain-containing protein. Bases 46 to 534 code for a protein of 162 amino acids. Lineage: Eukaryota; Fungi; Mucoromycota; Mucoromycetes; Mucorales; Choanephoraceae. The record is from RefSeq and is a predicted model, not a curated record. The transcript has 5 exons.
CUUGUACUGAAUUUUUUGAUACAACACCCUACUCUUUAAUUGACAAUGCCUGUUAAAGAAUUCAACACACCUUAUCCUGUUAUCGACACUGAUCCUCACUUUGCCCGUGUUGUUCGCUAUUUCAGACCUACAGAUUACGCUGCUUGGGCUGCAGGUACUGCUGCUGCUCCUGCUUUGUUGUUAGGAAUGGAAAGAAUGGACCCUGUUGGUUCUGCUCGUAACUUGCGUAUUCCUCUUCGUCUUGCCACUCUUGUUGGUGCUGUUGGUGGUUUCUUGUACGCUUACCAAAACAGCAGUCUUCGUUUCUGGGGUUGGAGUGAAAAUGCUGCUGAAGUCACCAAAGAUCAAGCUGAAAUGAGCCAAUUGGCUAAGGAAGGAAAGGCUUUGUACGGUGAAAGUUACAUGCCUGAAUAUGUUCAAGAUGCUUCUUCCAGAAACUCUAGAUUUGCACAAUUGAAGUUUGCUGCUUAUCCAUACUUUAACUUUGCCAAUCACAACAACCAUGGUGUCGAUACCUCCAAGUACUCAUCUUGAUCAACAACAAUACAUUAUCAAGAAAGAGAAACAAGUGUUGUUUGAAAUAAAUGUGUAAUUUUUAAAUGACAAAAAAAAAAU